Messenger RNA from Nothoprocta perdicaria, 1966 nucleotides. It is a transcript of the gene RGS7, whose product is annotated as regulator of G protein signaling 7. The transcript has 16 exons. NCBI's taxonomy places the organism in Eukaryota, Metazoa, Chordata, Aves, Tinamiformes, Tinamidae. Gene Ontology annotation, biological process: intracellular signal transduction; regulation of G protein-coupled receptor signaling pathway; G protein-coupled receptor signaling pathway. The record is from RefSeq and is a predicted model, not a curated record. The coding region runs from base 18 to 1352 and encodes 444 amino acids.
AAGACGUCAUAGCCCGCAUGCAAGAUGAGAAAAAUGGAAUUCCUAUUCGUACAGUCAAAAGUUUUCUUUCCAAGAUCCCCAGUGUCUUUUCUGGUUCAGACAUUGUUCAAUGGUUAACGAAGAAUUUAUCUAUAGAAGACCCAGUGGAAGCUCUACAUUUGGGAACGUUGAUGGCAGCACAUGGUUAUUUCUUUCCAAUCUCAGACCAUGUUCUAACACUAAAGGAUGAUGGAACCUUUUAUCGAUUCCAGACACCUUAUUUUUGGCCAUCUAAUUGUUGGGAGCCGGAAAACACAGACUAUGCGGUUUACCUCUGCAAAAGGACAAUGCAAAACAAAGCAAGGCUAGAGCUAGCGGACUAUGAAGCUGAGAGUUUGGCCAGGCUACAGCGAGCAUUUGCCCGAAAAUGGGAGUUUAUAUUUAUGCAAGCCGAAGCACAAGCCAAAGUGGACAAGAAAAGAGACAAGAUAGAGAGGAAGAUUCUUGAUAGCCAGGAGCGAGCCUUCUGGGAUGUCCACAGGCCAGUGCCUGGAUGCGUAAACACCACUGAAGUGGAUAUAAAAAAGUCUUCAAGAAUGAGAAAUCCACAUAAAACGAGAAAGUCUGUCUACGGAUUACAAAAUGAUAUUCGAAGUCACAGCCCUACCCACACACCAGUACCAGAGACUAAGCCACCCACAGAAGAUGAACUGCACCAAGAGAUUAAGCACUGGCAAAUGCAAUUAGACAGACAUCGAUUAAAAAUGUCAAAAGUUGCAGAGAGUUUAUUAGCUUAUACAGAGCAGUAUUUGGAAUAUGAUCCUUUCCUCGUGCCCCCUGAUCCUUCCAACCCAUGGAUAUCAGAUGACACUACUUUUUGGGAACUGGAGGCAAGCAAAGAGCCAGGACAGCAGAGGGUAAAGCGAUGGGGGUUUGGCAUGGAUGAAGCUUUGAAAGACCCUGUGGGAAGAGAGCAGUUUCUUAAAUUCCUGGAGUCAGAAUUCAGUUCUGAAAACUUAAGGUUCUGGUUAGCAGUAGAAGACCUGAAGAAGAGGCCUAUCCGUGAAGUUCCUGCUCGUGUCCAGGAAAUCUGGCAAGAAUUUCUUGCUCCGGGUGCACCCAGUGCCAUCAAUCUAGAUUCAAAAAGUUAUGACAAAACAACACAGAACGUAAAGGACCCUGGAAGAUACACAUUUGAAGAUGCUCAGGAGCACAUUUACAAACUGAUGAAAAGUGAUUCUUAUCCUCGUUUUAUACGAUCCAGUGCCUACCAGGAGCUGCUACAGGCCAAGAAAAAGGGCAGAAACAUCCCUAUUUUCCCAUGCCAUAAAAACUGUACACCAACACUGAGGGCGAGCACUAACCUGUUAUGAAAAGAGGGGAAAUCGCUCACAUCAAAGAGGUUAACCAGUCUAGUGCAGUCCUACUAAAAGGAUCACCUUGUAGCAUGGAAGCAGACUCAAAUCAUUACACAUACUUUGUAGCUCACUGAUUGCCUGAAUCAGAGGACAGUAGAACAAGAUGUUGCAUGAGCAAGGACCUGACUUGUUUUCUUUUGUGUAUACUAAGGCAUUACAGACUCCGAGGGACUCUCUAGCCUUUCGAUGCCUCCAUUUCGAAAACUGUCUGCUCACUUCCUCCUUCAUAUCAAGCUGGAUCUGUGUCUUUUUAUUUUCUGCAAGCUCAAGUACAGUGAAAAAAAAGCUUCUGCUAGACACAGUUUAUUAAAAAAAAUACGUCAAUCAAAAACUGGAAGAAAUGUAAAAAAUGCAUAUAUUAAUAAAUAUACAUAUGGCAUCACAUUUAUUGCACAAUAAAUUAGCACAGAAGGUUUCAUUUCACUGAUGUAUUCACAUUGAGAAAGAAAGCCUGUGUCUUUGUCUGUUGUCUGUAUAUUCUCUGUUAAUGUUUCUUGCAUUUAUUUUUAUACCAUAUUUAAAAAAAAAGGACACCUUUUACUCCAGAUGUAUUAAAGUUGAUCCUUUCU